AGGAGGAGCCAAGUCACGCCGUGAUGUCACACCAUCGGAGCAUCAUGGAGCUCCGAUGUAGAGUUUUCCUCCUGUGAAGUCUGGAGAUCAUAUGACAUCACAUUGCCUCCACCUCCCUCCCUGAUAGAAGAGAGAAAGAAGAAGAAGAUUCUAGAAGUCACCAGAGAGAUCACUGAGCUGCUGACAGGAGAGGUUCCUAUAAGGUGUCAGGGUGUCACUGUCUAUUUCUCCAUGGAGGAGUGGGAGUAUUUAGAAGGACACAAGGAUCUCUACAAGGACGUCAUGAUGGACAAUCAGCCGCCCCUCACAUCACCGGAUGGAUCCAGUCAUGGGAACCCACCAGAGAGAUGUCCCCGUCCUCUGUAUUCCCGGGAUUCCACACAGGAAGGUCACACCAUCCCUCACCAUCAUCAGAGUGGAAACCUGAGAGAUCCUAAAGUUGAGGUUAAAGAAGAGAUAAAAGAGGAGGAGGAUGAGGAUGGGGGGAUGGAGGAAUCUGUACCAGGACACCAUGGAGGAGUCAUCCAGCUACAGGAACCCCCCAGAGAGAUGUCCCCGUCCUCUGUAUUCCCGGGAUUCCACACAGGAAGGUCACACACCAUCCCUCAAUAUUACAAGGUCGUAGAAUUUGAGGUGAAAGCAGAAGAAGAAGAGGCGUAUGUGAGGGAUGAUCAGCAGUCUAUGGAGGAGGAUGGAAUAACGGGGACAUUUAUAGAGGAGGACACUCCUACAGAGAUCAGCACAGGUGGGUCAUGAACACUAAAUCCAUUCCUCCACCCAUACUGCUCACUGAUUGGUCCAGAGUAGGGCGGGGACUGGGUGAUAUCAGCCUGUA
Messenger RNA from Staurois parvus, 835 nucleotides. The record is from the annotation of a GenBank genome assembly. NCBI's taxonomy places the organism in Eukaryota, Metazoa, Chordata, Amphibia, Anura, Ranidae.